Messenger RNA from Carassius auratus (goldfish), 3830 nucleotides. It is a transcript of the gene ubac1, whose product is annotated as UBA domain containing 1. Gene Ontology annotation, molecular function: protein binding. Gene Ontology annotation, cellular component: ubiquitin ligase complex. NCBI's taxonomy places the organism in Eukaryota, Metazoa, Chordata, Actinopteri, Cypriniformes, Cyprinidae. The record is from RefSeq and is a predicted model, not a curated record. The coding region runs from base 1 to 1272 and encodes 423 amino acids. The transcript is spliced from 10 exons.
AUGUUCGUUCAGGAGGAGAAGAUCUUUGCUGGCAAAGUCCUGAAGGUUCACAUCUGUACCAUGGAGGGCACCGAGUGGCUGGAGGAAGUCACGGAAGAUACCACUCUAGAGAAACUAAAGGAGAAAUGCUUAAAGCAUUAUGUCCAUGGAAGUCUAGAGGAUCCUAAAACUCUUACACAUCACAAACUCAUUCAUGCUGCCACUGAGAGAAUUCUCACAGAAUCCAAGACUGUUGCUGAGGAAAAUAUUAAAGACAAAGACUGCUUAUUAUUGAUAAAGAAAAGACCUCCACCGGCUCCACCAAAAAUGGCCGACAUAUCUUCUGAAGAGAAGAAGAAGCAAGAGAACAAAGCACCAGAUAAGGAGGCCAUCCUCAAAGCCACAGCAAGCCUGUCCACUCGUAACACUGACCGCACUGUAACUCAACACAGUAUCAGAGAUUUUCAAACAGAGCUGAGGAAGAUUCUGGUCUCACUUAUUGAGGUGGCUCAGAAGCUGCUGGCUUUGAAUCCAGAUGCUGUUGAGCUCUUCAAAAAGGCCAAUGCCAUGCUGGAUGAGGAUGAGGAGGACCGUGUGGAUGAAACGGCCCUGCAGCAGCUGACUGAGAUGGGCUUCCCUGAGAGUCGUGCUGUGAAGGCUCUGCGCUUAAACCACAUGUCGGUGACCCAGGCUAUGGAAUGGCUGAUUGAGCAUGUGGAUGACCCCAUGGUUGACACUCCUCUGCCUGGACAGGACACCCCAGGGGCGGCAGCCGCUGCAGCCCCAGCCCCAGCCCCAGCCCAAGCCCAAGCCCCAGCUCCCUGUGCCACAGCUUCAGGAGCCCGGGCCCGUCUGUCCUCCCAGGCCAGCCUAGAGGAGGCCAAACAAGAUGAACUGACAGAGAUCUUCAAACGGAUCAGGAGGAAAAGAGAGUUCAGGCCAAACUUACAGGCAGUCAGUGGGCUGAUGGAGAUGGGCUUCGAUGAGAAGGAAGUGAUUGAUGCCCUUCGCGUCAAUAAUAAUCAACAGGAAGCAGCUUGUGAAUGGCUGCUUGGUGACAGAAAGCCCACCCCUGAGGAUCUGGACAAGGGCAUUGAUACCAACAGUCCCCUGUUUCAGGCCAUCCUGGAGAACCCAGUUGUACAGCUUGGUCUCACAAACCCCAAGACUCUUCUGGCAUUUGAGGACAUGCUGGAGAACCCGCUGAACAGCACGCAGUGGAUGAACGAUCCUGAGACAGGUCCUGUCAUGCUCCAGAUCUCCAGAAUCUUCCAGACACUCAAUCGCACGUAAAACACACCUCAUCUGUGAACCACAGCAUAGGGAAAAAGGUCAAUCAUUUAGAAGAGAGGUGUGUGUGUGUGUGUGUGUUUGACAUAAUUAUUGUUUUAAGUGGAGAAGUCAAAGAAGAUGAAUGUAAAAAUACAAUGAUGACAUUUUCACAUCAUGUUAUACAGAGGAAAAUAUCUAUUUAUAACUACACAACACUUGUACAAAUACAAUGUAAGCAGUAACUUAAUGAAAAAUAGCUAACUCCAUUAUUUCGUUUUUUAUGUUUUAAUAAGAUCUGUUUUUAAUUAUAUUAAGCACAUUACUUUAUUUUAUAUAAUUUCUCUAUAUAACUGUACAAUUGGACAUCUAAUAAAAAAAAGAAAAAGAUAAAAAAAAAAAAAGAUAAAAAUCACCAGAAGCAAUUUUCUAUGGUUUUUGUGCUCCAAGAUCAAAUCUCAACCAAAUUAUUAAACACUUCACAUGGUACACUUGUCAUAACUGAAUGUUUCUACAGAGAGAUAAACAAUGUGUAUUCAGUUGUUUUUAUUAUCGGUUCAAAAAUGAAAUCGUUUAUGUAUUCGAUUAGAAGUUCCUACCAAAAACGUCAAAUGAAGGUAUGCUUGAGGGAAAGCAAAGCAAGCACCAGCAGUUUUUUGGCAACUCCUCAUUUGAAGAUUAUUCAAGCUUUGUGGUUUGAUUAACACUACAGACAGUUCUGUGAUGUUGUGGUGACACAAUUUGCAGCCCCUUACUGACAUAGAUACAUGAUAGAAAAUGAAAUCGAACCUGAUCUCUUUGUUCCUCCUAUUGCUUUAACUCCUCUGAUCUAAAGAAAGAGUGUUCAGGUGGAUUCAAGUCCAUUUAGACAAAGCUGGUAGAAAUGAGUUCUGGAUCAUUAUCUUGUUUUCUCCCAGUAGCUCCUGCAUCAGGGGUUUCUAAGUAUUACAGUACUUUAAUCCACCAUCGUGAUCUCACUCGCAUCCCUGCACAUUUAAUGUGAGUCUCACUUUACAUCAUUACUUGGAGGCUGGACAAACUUUAGUUUGUACUAACUAAAAUAAAAUCACUCUUAUAUUAUGGAUUGGUUCUACUACAUUGUAUGUUUGCUUAAGUUGUUUGUGUUCACUGACAAUGUGCUCUAAGUGUCCUCACAGUUCUCUUAUGUCACUUUUUACAGUGAACUUUCUAGUUUGCACAGGAAAUUCAGAUUGCAUUCAUAGUACACAACAUUAUUUUAAAUGAUAUAUGAAAUGUUUAUUUUGAAACUCCCUAUCGUGGAUGAUAUGGAGGCAUUUUUUGGAGUGGAGAUUAUUAUUAUUAUUUUUUUUUUCAUUUAUAUGCUCUGUUUCAAAUACUGUAUCUGUGCUGGGAUUUCUAAAAUAAAUGAUUAUUUCAGUUUUCAGUUAAAUUUGAGAUGAGAAAUGUUAUUUAAAUGGUUCUGUUGUGCUUUUUUUAACAUUUUGAUUUGUAUCAGAUAAAAACAUUACAAAAAUACGGUCAUAACAAACAGCAAUUUUAGAAUCAUGGAUAAAUAGUAAAUUUGAUUUUUUUUUUUUUUUUUUUGGUCAAGCGUGGAGUGUUUUCAUUCAAUAUUUGAAUCGUGUUGGUGUGAAGUGUGUGCUCAGGGGUUUCUUAGCCAUACAGGGCAAAUAUCUGCUAUAGUAAGGCCUACUUUAUCAAUACAAAUAACUGUAGUUUAGUGAUUUCAUUAUCAGAGAACUCUAUGAAUAUAUCUGUAGACUUAACUCUUUAAAUGAAGACUUAUUGUCCUUGUGUGAUAUAUAUUUUGAGGCCAGAAUGGCCAAAAAAAAUCCAAUCAUGAAACCAUCCCUAGAGAGAUUGUCAUUAUUAUACAGUUUUAGAAGACCUCACAAAUUGCAAUGUUCACUUCACUGUCUGUGUCACUUCAUAAGUAGGUAAAGAUUGUAUUGAACAUGUAUAGCAUUUGAAAUCAGAUCAUCUCCGUUGUCUUGAGAACAAGUUUUGGUCUUAAGAAAUAUAGCUUCAUUUGUUUUGGGGGACUAUAGAGUACAGUCUUCUAUGCAAUUCUGUUUUUUUUUUUUUGUCUCGACAGGAAAAAAAAAAAACAGGUUUCAGUAUCAUGAUGUAUUUGUGGUAUUUGAUUAAUUUAUGUGCACUUUCAUAUCAUAUCUUAUUUUUUUAUUUUAAUCAAAUUUUGGUUUCAUCAUGGCUAAGAAAGUGCUGUAUGAUUUCAGUAUUUUAAAAUGUUUGAGGUUUACUAAUUUACUGUUUAGAAAUGCUUAUAUGGUUAAACAGUGUCAUUUUGGAAUUGGAGUGCUGAAUACCUUAAAAUUAUCAUUGAUCAAAUGUUACAGAUUUUGUUUAUUUUUUUUCUCCCUCAUUUCAAAAAAGACUAUCAGGUCACAGAAGUUAUGAAAUAUCUUGAAGCUUUGGUGCUCUUGUGUUCUCAUUUUAGUUUUGUGUCCUUGCUCCGUGUAUAAGUUCAGUUUCACAUAAGGCCCCUACAGUUUGAGAGUUGAAAUGUAACUUUCUCAAUCCACUUGUUGAAAAGCCUUUCAUGACAAAUAAUAAUAAUAAAAAAAGUUUUGAAAUCCCUG